AUGCCGACUACUAUCCUAGGCGCGGUCCCGCAUGCCGUGACACAAGAUGAUGAGUACAUGGGCUACUUCAUCCCCAAGGGCGCAGGUGUGAUGAACAACGUGUGGGGCAUCCACAUGGACCCCAAGCGCCAUUCCACUCCUCCCGAGUUCAACCCAGGCCGCUACAAGGAUGAUCAACAAAGCCGCGGCGACGCUGCUGCGAAUCCAGAUGCAUCAAAACGCGAUGCAUUUACGUUCGGUGCAGGCAUUCAUGUUGCCAAGCCCCGUCUCUUCCUCGGCAUGUCGCGGAUCCUGUGGGUGUUUGAUAUUCGGCCUGCCCUGGAUGACAAGGGUAAGGAGGUAAUCCCGGAUGCGGACCGCCUGACUCAGGGGUUUGUUUGCAUGCCCGAGGAAUUCCCGGCCAGAAUCACGCCGCAAUCCAAGGAGCKGGCGGAGAUGAUGCGGAGUGAGUGGCAGGCUGCAGAAAAGGAGUGCCUGGACCCUCAGACGAAGCAGUGGCUGGUGUCUCCUGUUGAACGGGGAAUGGCUUUGAGGGGCCCAGCAAUUCGUAAGGAGCAAUCACAAGCGAAACCAGCACCGGCGAAACCCGAGAAACUACCAGUGUCGGGAUUUCUUCUCCGUGCUCAGGACCAGGAAUCUGCUGCAGACGACUACCCCACCUUGUGCCGCACCGAGCCUGCGUUCGUUGCCCCCACUGUCAACAUGUGGUUUAUGAGCCGCCCGGAGCUGCUGCUGGAUGAAAAGGGACGGCGUCUCCCUCUUUACACUAAUACGUACAAGUGCGUUGCGUUUCUCGAAGUUCUUCACUCGGCCGUUGUGGAAGCUGCUGUUUGGAAGUAUAUCUGCCGGCUCCUUCAAGGGUUGGUUGACAAACCUGACGACAGGACCUAUCGAGGAAUCGUUCUUCAGGAGCUUUCAAACGCGUCCCAGUUUGAAUACAGCAGGGUGCAAAAGCCUUUCAAGCGCUAUGUUCACACCUGCUCCGCCACUAAAUUUUUCAGACGAGCCUCCGCUGGCGGCAACAAGGCAGCAACGCGUGUUGUAAUGACAGUCAAGCCAGAGUCAUUCGCACAGGAGAAUCCCCUCUUACAAUACGUCUUGGCACUUACGGACACCAAGACCGACGCCCUCAAAGCAAUUUCUCUGAUUCAGAAACUCGAUGAUCUCCCGCGUACUCAUCCGACAUUGGCGAGCGAACUCACAGAACAGGAAUCUGAAGCUCUCGCAGAUGUUUCCGUUACAGCGGCUUUCAUCCAGGCUCUGGCAACUUCUCUUCCCUCACCUCUGGCAAACAGCAAGAAGGGCCAGCUCUCUCUCCCUAAAAUCAAGGCAUUGGUCUCUCCCAUCGAUAAUCUGCUUGAGCCCGGAAUUGCGAGAGAGGCGCUAGCCGCAUUGGACAACUAUAUCGUGGAGAAGGCGGGCCCUGGCUUGGAAUUUCUCUAUGACGGCCUCGCUGAAGAGGUUAUGAGUUCCGUUCAGGCGCAAAGCACAGAGGCUGGACAAGCGGUGGAAAAGGAGCUAAACGCAAAGCUGUGGAUUACGGAGCAACAGAGCACCGCAAUCAUCUUCGAGCAACGCUGCAAAAAGGCAAAAGCAUCGUCCCUACGGAAGCGCUUCCAACAGAAACAGAAAGCUCAGACCCGAUUCCUGUACACACAGUGA
Molecule: messenger RNA, 1662 nt
Organism: Aspergillus pseudoviridinutans
Lineage: Eukaryota; Fungi; Ascomycota; Eurotiomycetes; Eurotiales; Aspergillaceae
Exons: 4
Coding region: 1-1662 (553 amino acids)
Molecular function (GO): iron ion binding; monooxygenase activity; oxidoreductase activity, acting on paired donors, with incorporation or reduction of molecular oxygen
Source: RefSeq, a predicted model, not a curated record